UUAGAGUAGUUGUCGUUUAUAUGUGCUUGUGGCAUAACGUGUAUGUAGUGGAAAAUAUUCGUUAAUCUGUAUAAUAUUAGGGUUUUACAGACUUCCGUGUGUUUUACAAUUUUACAUUGUGUGAACAUAAUUAAGUGUAAUAUUGAAAUAAUUUUAAAAUUAAAUAACUACUAGUGAGGCUACUAGUGAGGUCAAAAGCAAUGUCGUCCAAUACGAAUAAACUAUUUACCAGGAGUAUUCGACUACUUUCGUCUUCAAAAUCGAUUUUGUGCUCAUCGAGACACAAAAGCGUUUGGACACCAGACAAUAUUGUGAAAUCACCUUAUAGAGAUGUAGAAAUACCAAAUACUACGCUUGUUGAACAUAUUUGGGAGAAAAUGGAUCGAUGGGCCGAUAAAACAGCAAUUAUAUGUGGAGUGACGAAACGUUACUAUACUUACGAGAAGUUACACAAAUGCUCUAAGAAUUUAGCUGCGAAUCUGAGGAAGAAGUUGAACAUUCGAGAUGGGGAUGUUGUUUGUGUGAUGAUGCCAAAUUCACCAGAUUACGCCUUAACUAUUAUAGGAUCUUUACAAGCAGGAGCUAAGGUUACAACUGUCAAUCCUAUUUACACGCCUCAUGAAGUUGCAAGACAAAUAACAUUAUCAAAACCAAAAGUACUAGUUGGUAUACCCGAAACAAUGUCAGUGUUAAAAGAAGCUAUGAACUUAUCUAAUGUAACACUUCCAAUUGUUAUAUGCAAAGGAUAUAUUGAUAACAGUAUACCAGAAGGUGCAAUUUCUUUCGAUGAAUUAGCUCUAGAUGAUAAUGUAGAUCAUAGUAUUCUUAAAGAAGUUAACAGAACUUCUGUAAAUACAGCCUUGUUACCAUAUUCUAGUGGAACAACAGGACUACCGAAAGGAGUACAGUUAACUAAUAGAAAUCUUGUUGCGAACUUAGUACAACAAAAUGUUGAAGACGUUAAGUAUUACGAUGAGACUACAGCAUCUUACCAGGACAGAAUGUUGGCUGUGCUACCAUUUUACCACAUCUACGGGCUAUCAAUCACUCUGCUGCACAAAUUAUCAGUCGGUGUCCAGAUGGUCUCACUUCCUAGAUUUCAUCCCGAAUCUUUUGUGAACGCGCUCAAGGAACAUAAGAUAACUUUGUUGAGUGCAGCACCACCACUCGUAUUAUUCAUCGGAUCUCAUCCUGACGUAAAAAGGGAACACCUUGAGUCCCUUAAACUGAUCACAAGUGGAGCAGCGCCACUCCCAAAGUUGGAUGUCGAUAGAGUACGGGAAAAGGGAACGAAAGACCUGAUUUUCCUCAACUUGUACGGAUUAACUGAAACUUCACCGCUGGCGACGGCGUCACCCAAAAAUAUAGGAACGGUAAAAAUAGCCGGGUUCCCUCUAUCAAAUACUGAAGCUAAAAUUGUGGACUCAAACAUGAGAAAUUGUGGUCCUGAUGAGGUUGGAGAACUACUUCUUCGCGGUCCUCAUAUAAUGAAGGGCUAUAGGGAUAAUGUUGAGGCUACUAGGAAUGCAAUCACUGAGGACGGUUGGUUCAGAACUGGUGAUCUAGCUUCAAUUGAUAAGGACGGUGGAGUGACUAUCACUGAUAGACUCAAAGAACUCAUAAAGGUCAAAGGAUUCCAAGUACCGCCAGCUGAAUUAGAACACUUAUUGAAAGAGCAUCCAGCUGUUCUUGAUGCAGGAGUAGUGGGUUUCCCAGAUCCAAAGACAGGAGAAGUUCCGAAAGCAUUCGUCGUGCUGAAAGAUGGACACAAAGUAGACCCAAGGAACAUUAUAGACUUUGUCAGUGAAAGAGUCGCGGAGUUCAAAAGAAUAAAAGAAGUAGUCCUAUUGGACAGUCUGCCUAAAAAUCCAUCAGGGAAGCUUUUGAGAAGAGUUCUAAAGGAGCAGUAUAGUUAAUUGUUACGGUAGUGCCAAUAUAAAUUAUUAUUUGGUAACUCUUUUACAAAACACCAUGUUUGUAAAUUGUAUUGUAUGGCGAUAAGUAUUUAAAAAGAACGAAUAAUAAACUUGUUUGGUAAUUAUGGUCA
This is a messenger RNA of Amyelois transitella, 2047 nucleotides long. RefSeq lists its product as uncharacterized. Gene Ontology annotation, biological process: long-chain fatty acid metabolic process; fatty-acyl-CoA biosynthetic process. The transcript is spliced from 9 exons. Gene Ontology annotation, molecular function: long-chain fatty acid-CoA ligase activity. Gene Ontology annotation, cellular component: mitochondrion. Lineage: Eukaryota; Metazoa; Arthropoda; Insecta; Lepidoptera; Pyralidae. The record is from RefSeq and is a predicted model, not a curated record. The coding region runs from base 201 to 1916 and encodes 571 amino acids.